AUGGCACUAAACGCCUAUCUCAACAAAAAAGUAUCCGUCCUGACGCUCGACGGACGAACCAUGGUCGGCACGCUCUUCUCGUGCGACGGAUCGAUGAACCUAGUGCUAGCCGACGCAUACGAGCGCAUCAUUCGACCAGCCGAGGACGGCGUGCCGAGCGAAGAAGUGCCGCUGGGACUGUACAUUGUGCGGGGCGACAGUGUGGCCGUGUGCGGGCGGGUGGAUGAGGAUGUGGAUGGGAAGAUUGAUUGGACAAAGGUGCAUGGCGAUGUGCUGGGGAGUACGAGGCACGUCUGA
This is a messenger RNA of Ascochyta rabiei, 297 nucleotides long. RefSeq lists its product as uncharacterized. Gene Ontology annotation, biological process: mRNA splicing, via spliceosome. Gene Ontology annotation, cellular component: precatalytic spliceosome; U6 snRNP; U4/U6 x U5 tri-snRNP complex. The transcript has 2 exons. NCBI's taxonomy places the organism in Eukaryota, Fungi, Ascomycota, Dothideomycetes, Pleosporales, Didymellaceae. The record is from RefSeq and is a predicted model, not a curated record. Gene Ontology annotation, molecular function: RNA binding. Bases 1 to 297 code for a protein of 98 amino acids.